AUGUCGGACGCUCAGGAGUUCGUGAAAAGAUGCAAAAAAUGCCAAGAAAAUGCCAACUUUCACAAAGCACCUCCCGAAGAGCUUAGUCUAAUGAUGGCCCCCCGACCUUUCGUCCAAUGGGGAGUCGACCUCUUAGGGCCAUUCCCACCGGGGCCCGGGCAAGUGAAGUACUUAAUAGUGGUCAUAGACUAUUACACCAAAUGGGUGGAAGCAGAACCACUAGCCAGCAUAUCCGCAGCUAAUUGUCAAAAGUUUAUGUGGAAACAAGUGGUCACUAGAUUCGGGAUCCCAGAGAGCGUCAUAUCAGACAACGGGACACAGUUCACCGACAAAAAAUUCAAAGGAUUCCUAGAAGGUCUAAAGAUCAAACAGAAGUUCUCCUCAGUCGAACACCCCCAAACCAACGGCCAGAUCGAAGCAGCCAACAAAGUCAUCCUAAAGGGGCUGAAGAAGCGACUUGAAGGGAAGAAGGGCUCAUGGAUAGACGAGCUAGCCUCAGUCUUGUGGUCGUACAGAACCACCCCCCAAUCAUCUACCGGCGAAACCCCUUCCGACUCACAUACGGGGUCGACGCAGUCAUCCCAGUCAAGGUCGGGAAACCAACCCCAAGGUUACUCCUCGGAGGAGGAAGUGAGGCGAUCGAAAAGGACCUGGCCGAUGAGACGAGGCAAAUGGCACACCUAG
Arachis ipaensis is the source of this 684-nucleotide messenger RNA. The record is from RefSeq and is a predicted model, not a curated record. Lineage: Eukaryota; Viridiplantae; Streptophyta; Magnoliopsida; Fabales; Fabaceae.